GGAAGCACUAUGACCUUUCACAAAAUCAGCUACAGAAUAAAAGUUAAGACUGGCUACAUAGGUUUCCGAAAAGAAAUUAAUAAAAUGGUUCUGAAAGAUGUCAGUGGUGUCAUGAAACCUGGCCUCAAUGCCAUUUUAGGACCUACUGGCUGUGGCAAAUCUUCGCUAUUGGAUAUCCUAGCUACAAGGAAAGAUCCUGCAGGACUGUCUGGAGAUAUUUUGAUAAAUGGCUACCAGCUGCCCCCACAUUUUAAAUGUAUUUCUGGAUAUGUAGUACAGGAUGACAUAGUGAUGGGAACUCUCACUGUCAGAGAAAACUUAGAAUUCUCAGCAGCCCUUCGGCUUCCUUUAACAAUGUCCUCAAAGGAAAAGCGGGAGAGAGUUGAACAGGUCCUCAAGGAACUGGACUUAGCUAAAGUUGCAGAUAUAAAGGUUGGCACCCAUUUAACGCGCGGAGUUUCUGGAGGAGAAAGGAAAAGGACCAGCAUUGGGCUAGAGCUGAUAACGCACCCGACUGUACUGUUCUUAGAUGAACCAACAACCGGACUGGAUGCCAGCACAGCCAAUGCUGUCCUCCUGCUCUUGAGAAAGAUGGCAGAUCAAGGGAGAACAAUAAUUUUUUCAAUCCAUCAGCCGCGGUACUCUAUUUUCAAAUUAUUCAACAGCUUGACACUUCUUGCUGCUGGAAGGCUUGUAUAUCAUGGACCUGCUGAGAACACACUUGAGUAUUUCAAAACUCUAGGUUUUGUAUGUGAACCAUAUAACAACCCUGCUGAUUUUUUUCUGGAUAUCAUCAACGGAGAUUCAUUUGCUGUUGAAAUGCAUAAAAUUUCCAUAGACACUAUAGACAUUGAAGGAACUACCAGAGAGCAUGAGACCAUUGCGGAAAGAUUAGCUGCAAGGUUUGCUCAGUGUAAUUUCUACAAAACCAUGAGAGAAGAACUGGAUUUUUUGUCUACGGAACAUAAGAAACAGGGUCAAGUUUAUAAAGAGAUUCCAUACACCACUCCCUUUUUGCAUCAGCUCAAAUGGGUGUGCAAACGCACAUUUAAAAAUUUGAUAGGCAAUCCACAGAGUUCCACUGCUCAGCUAGCUAUUGCCACUUGUCUGUCAAUAGUAUUUGGAGCCGUUUAUGCUGGAGUUAAAAAUGAUAGGUCUGGCAUUCAAAAUAGAGUUGGCGCUUUCUUCUUUUUGACGACCAAUCAGUGUUUGAAUAGUAUUACGACUGUUGAACUAUUUAUCACGGAAAAAAGGAUAUUUAUACAUGAAUAUAUAAGUGGCUACUAUAGAGUUUCUGCAUUUUUCUUCUCAAAGAUACUAGCUGACAUGGUGCCCAUGAGGACUCUGCCAGGCAUCAUCCUCACCUCCUUAAAUUACUUCAUAAUAGGUUUCAAGCCAACUGUGACAGCCUUCUUUAUCAUGACGAUCACGAUUAUAUUAGUCGCCUACGCAGCCAGUUCCCUGGCUCUAGCAAUAGCAACAGGACAAGAUGUCACAUCAGUUGCAAAUCUCCUCAUAAAUAUUUGCUUUGUGUUUAUGAUUGUUUUUUCUGGCUUGCUGGUAAACCUCAAAACCAUUUCGUCUGGGUUGCUGUGGCUCAAGUGGUUCAGCAUUCCUCGCUAUGGCCUCAAUGCAUUGCUAAUCAAUGAAUUUACUGGGCUCAAGUUUUGCAGGGAGCUCCCAGAAGGAUACAAUAUGACACUCGUCCGACCUUCUUUUUUUCUUAGAUGCACUGGAGAGCAAUAUCUGGAGACUCAAGGCAUCGAUCCAUCUACCUGGAGUUUGCUCCAGAAUUACAUUGCACUUAUAGUCAUGACAAUCAUUUUCCUGACAAUGGCAUACCUGAAAUUGAGAUUUCUAAAGAAGUACACUUAAACAAGUAGGGUGGCUGCAAUGUACUGUUAUAGUAAACA
This is a messenger RNA of Sceloporus undulatus (fence lizard), 1913 nucleotides long. RefSeq names its product broad substrate specificity ATP-binding cassette transporter ABCG2-like. Gene Ontology annotation, molecular function: ATP binding; ABC-type transporter activity; ATP hydrolysis activity. Gene Ontology annotation, cellular component: plasma membrane. Lineage: Eukaryota; Metazoa; Chordata; Lepidosauria; Squamata; Phrynosomatidae. The transcript is spliced from 15 exons. The record is from RefSeq and is a predicted model, not a curated record. The coding region runs from base 10 to 1875 and encodes 621 amino acids.